Molecule: messenger RNA, 1125 nt
Organism: Mangifera indica (mango)
Lineage: Eukaryota; Viridiplantae; Streptophyta; Magnoliopsida; Sapindales; Anacardiaceae
Product: tetraspanin-3-like
Exons: 2
Coding region: 130-987 (285 amino acids)
Biological process (GO): auxin-activated signaling pathway
Cellular component (GO): plasma membrane; plasmodesma
Source: RefSeq, a predicted model, not a curated record
CCACCUGCCAUCUUCCCGUGUAAGCAGCAAGUAUAUACAUAUAAUAUUCACUUCACAACAAACAGUCGAAGAAACUGAAAGCAGAAAAAGCUUUUAUAGAAUCCAGAAAGCUAAAAGAUCCAAACAAACAUGAGAGCCAGCAACCAUUUGAUUGGUUUACUCAACUUCUUAACCUUUCUGCUAUCGUUACCCAUCUUAGGGGGCGGAAUAUGGCUGAGCAGCCGCGCCAACACCACCGACUGUCUCAGGUUUCUACAGUGGCCGUUGAUCAUCAUUGGCGUGGCCAUCAUGGUCGUUUCUUUGGCCGGUUUUGCUGGCGCCUGUUACCGUAACACCUUCCUCAUGUGGCUUUAUCUCUUUGUCAUGUUCUUCAUCAUCGCAGCUCUUAUUGGCUUUAUAAUCUUUGCUUAUGCUGUCACUGAUAAAGGGUCGGGUCGGGUCCUCCUGAACCGGAAUUACUUAGAUUAUUAUUUGGAGGAUUAUUCUGGGUGGCUUGAGAAACGAGUGGCCAGUGAUAGCUACUGGGGGAAGAUUAGUUCUUGUAUUAGAGACUCUAAGGUUUGUAGCAAGAUGGGGAGAACUGUUGGUGGAGCUCCUGAAACUGCUGAUAUGUUUUACUUGAGGAAGCUUAGCCCUGUUGAGUCUGGCUGCUGCAAGCCCCCAACAGAGUGUGGCUAUGUGUAUGUGAAUGAGACAUUAUGGAACCCUGGAGGAGGGUUGGUGGGGACAAAUCCGGACUGCACUUUGUGGAGCAAUGAUCAAGAGCAGCUGUGCUAUCAGUGCAACUCUUGCAAAGCCGGUGUGCUGGCCAGCCUCAAGAAGAGCUGGAGGAAGGUCUCGGUGAUCAACAUCGUUGUGAUGAUAAUCCUAGUGAUCUUUUAUGUGAUUGCCUAUGCAGCUUUUAGGAACAAUCGUCGGAUUGAUAACGAAGAACCCUUCGGCGAAGCCAGAAUGACUAAGGCACAACCCAGUAGGAUCCAGCUUUAACUAAGACAUUGAUUGUGUUACUUUGUCAAGGUUGUAGUUUUAAGGUUUUGGUAUUGUAUUAGGAGUGGGUUUGAUUUAGACAAGGAGCUUGCAUUUUUGGUUUAACAUCUGAAAUGUUGGCUGUAAAUUAUGUGUUCA